AUGAUUCGUUUCGGAGUCAGACAAGGCGCCACGAGAGAGCUCGUUCACACCCUGGAAGCUCGAAGAACGCCUCGAUCGUCACCUCCGCUGUUGAGAACAGCCGUAAUUUCGACGUCCAGGGGCCCUCAUGGCUCGUUCCACUUCAGUCUAAGCCGUGCCCGGAGGUCCGACACUGUAUUCAAACGCCAUGCCUCGACAUCUGCGGACGGCGCCCCCAAACCGUCACGGCUGCUCGAUCUCCUAGUGGGUGCUACUCUUGUGUUGGGCGCCGGUAUCUUCUACUUCUACAUCACAGACACGCGUGCGAGCGCACAUCGCUAUAUCAUAAUCCCGACUCUAAGGUUAUUUUACCCUGAUCCAGAAGACGCUCACCAGGCCGGCAAUCACAUUCUCAAAGCACUCUGGGACUUCGGACUCCACCCUCGCGAACGAGGCGAUUUUGAUGCGGACAAGGGCCUUGAAGUAGAGGUCUUUGGACAGCUUCUGCGGAAUCCCCUUGCUACUUCCGCUGGCAUAGACAAGCAGGCCGAGAUCCCAGAUGCCCUUUUUGAGAUUGGCCCGGCCAUUGUCGAAAUUGGAGGCACCACCCCCAUGCCACAAGACGGCAAUGAAAAGCCUCGGGUGUUUCGGUUGACCUCACAACAAGCUAUGAUCAACCGAUAUGGUUUGAACUCUGAAGGCGCCGACUAUGUUGCAAUGAAACUUCGAAACAGGGUUAGGAAAUUUGCGCACUCGCUGGGACUCGGUCAAGACGAGAUUGCCGAGAAGGCAGUGCUGGACGGCAUUGCAGGUGUGCCUCCGGGAAGCUUGACUCCGGGGAAAUUGCUUGCUGUUAAUAUUGCUAAAAACAAAUUCACACCAGAAAACGACGUGGAGGCUGUGACGAAUGAUUAUGUCUACUGCGUUGAGACCCUCGGCCCAUAUGCCGACAUUCUGGUCGUCAAUGUCUCCAGCCCGAAUACCCCCGGUCUUCGGUCUUUGCAAGAAGGAGACAAGCUAAAGAGGAUUUUGGGCGGCGUGGUCGAAGCAGCCCACAAGGUUGAAAGGCGCACCCGACCUUUUGUCAUGGUCAAAGUCAGUCCCGACGAGGACUCAGAUGAGCAGAUUGCUGGGAUAUGUGACGCAGUUUGGGCCAGCGGAGUGGAUGGAGUGGUAGUUGGGAAUACCACAAAUCGUCGACCCGAGGCGCUAUCCCAAUUCAAAAGCUAUUCACCCCUAGAGCAGCAAAAUAUGCUCGAGAGGGGUGGGUUUUCCGGGCCUCACCUCUUUGAAGGAGUCACUGCUUUGGUGAAGAAAUAUAGGAAGCAUCUGGCAGAGAGACCUCCCGGCAUUCAAAAACCAGAUUCGCUACCUGCUAGGAAGGGGGCGUUGAAAGCUGAUGCAGACGCUAUCAGAGGCAGCCUCGCAGCUAGAACCGAGACGGGUGCCGAUACCCCACCAGAAGCAGAGUCCAACAAGGUUACUGCGUCUGUCGACAGUGGUGUCGUUCCAGUCAACGGCAUGAUCCAGGACGGUGGUUCUGCCAAGCAACCGCUAAUCAAUCUUCCCACUGAUCGGCUUUUCGACAAGUCGCCAAUAGCAGAUGAUAAGUCGCCAGCAACAGACGACAAAUCGCCAGCAGCAGAUGGCAAUUCGCAGGUCGAAAAAGUACCUGCUCCUGACCCGGGUGUGCGUGAUGUAGUAGAGAGACGGCAGCUCAGGUCCAUUCAGGAGGCUAUCGAGAGGCUUCCGCCCAAGGCGCAGCGUGAUGCUCUCGAGCGGCUUGAGUCUCCUGGGCCACAUCUGGGUCUGCUAGAUCAGCCCAAAGCCAUAUUCGCGACCGGAGGUAUCACUAACGGCAGACAAGCACUUGAAGUGCUCAACGCAGGUGCGAAUGUGGCAAUGGUCUAUACUGCCUUGGUCUAUGGAGGUGUCGGCACCAUCUCGAGAAUCAAGGACGAGAUGCGUGAGGAAAUGGGAAGACAGGCCCAACCCAAGGGGGCAAUGGUUCCCAAAUGA
Messenger RNA from Cladophialophora yegresii CBS 114405, 1998 nucleotides. RefSeq names its product dihydroorotate dehydrogenase (fumarate). Bases 1 to 1998 code for a protein of 665 amino acids. The record is from RefSeq and is a predicted model, not a curated record. The transcript has a single exon. Lineage: Eukaryota; Fungi; Ascomycota; Eurotiomycetes; Chaetothyriales; Herpotrichiellaceae. Gene Ontology annotation, biological process: pyrimidine ribonucleotide biosynthetic process; 'de novo' pyrimidine nucleobase biosynthetic process. Gene Ontology annotation, cellular component: mitochondrial inner membrane; cytoplasm. Gene Ontology annotation, molecular function: dihydroorotate dehydrogenase activity.